Molecule: messenger RNA, 1695 nt
Organism: Drosophila rhopaloa
Lineage: Eukaryota; Metazoa; Arthropoda; Insecta; Diptera; Drosophilidae
Product: probable G-protein coupled receptor CG31760
Exons: 1
Coding region: 1-576 (191 amino acids)
Source: RefSeq, a predicted model, not a curated record
AUGGAGGAUGCCAUUGAAUUUAAUUUCCACGAAGCAGAAUCGGAGGAGAUGAUUGCCCCAAAGGGAGAGCAGACAGGAUCAGAGGAGGCGGCCUUAAUCGAACAGUUUCGCCGCCUCUUUGCGCCCAUUUUGGAUGAUAGUUUGAGUCUGUACUACCAACUCAACGAACUGGAUAACGCGGAGCACGUGAGGAUUCACCAAACGGUGGCCCAGUUGCAUGAGCUGACCAGCAGCGAGGAGGAGACGAUGGUGACCCAGGUGAACAGCCCAUCGCCGCCGGUGGAUGUGGAGCUACUGCUGCCACUUUCGAGUGGCACUUCCACAUCCAGUAGCUCCCUCUACGCCAUUCACACCCCCUCGCCGGCUCAUCCCAGCGGUGUUCUCCUGAUGCCCCAGUUUCUGGAGUCACCAAUGCUGUCCUGCAGUGAUGCCAUCACGAUCACCGAGCAGGUGCAGCUGCAUAGUCCUCCGCAUCACCUGCAGGUCCUCGAGGAUGAGAACAACACAUCCUGUUCGCUGUCAUCGAAUCUGACGGAUAGCAAAACCCUGGAUGGUCGUACCCCCAUUGUGGUGUGAUGGAUUCGCAACCCCCGAUCUGCUUAACUUGUGAUUUUGUUUACACAGUCUUAAGAACAACAGCAAACAGUUAGCGAAAAAUAAACAGCUUAAUGUUUAAUAUAGUCUUAAAUAAUGUUUGUGUGUAUGUGUCUGUCAAAGUUGUUUAAAUAUUAGAUGCGUUUAUGCGGAAGAGACUACAUUAAAUUCCUGCUAAAUUUAGAUUAACAAUAAUUUUCUUGUGUCAAAUAUUUCAAAUGCCUUCUCAAUUAAAUCGAAGGACAAGAAAUUGUUAUAAAUAUCCCACCAAUUAAUUAUCUAAUUUCAUGAUUUUUUUUUAAUUUAAAAUGUUAUUUCGGUUUAAUUUGAACUGUUAUUUUCUCAAAAAUAAAUAUGUUUAAACGUGAAUUUGGCCCUAUGUUUUCGCACUUAACGAAUUAGUACUUUUAGAAGCUUCUCAUCAUCUUCAACUUUCUUACCGCAUAAGCGCAUUAUUACUGUAUAUGUUAAACUGCUUAAAUUUGGCUUUUUAACCCUACACCAAACCAUUUUCCCAUCAUCCAUGAUCUCCAUCGGUUUUGAAAAAAGGAUCAACAUUGAGCAAAUUUUUCUCACUUCGUUCGGAAGGAAAUUGUAUAGGGAACGGUAGACAGCCAGAUGGUCUGAUGGAACUCAAAGAGUACAUCGAUAGCCCUUAGGGACUUGGCAUUAACAAAUCUCAUUUAUCUCUCAUGCACCUAGCGAAAUAAAUUGUAUUUUCCUUGUUCUUUCUGCACUCAUUCAUAGAAAAUUAUUCUUUGCUUUGUAGUUAAAUUUACAUUAUUUCCAUCAUCAUAUAAUCGCUAUAAAUUACCACCUAAGCUUAGCAAAGAGUCGAUUUUAGUGUACAAGAUGACAUAUGCAUAUAUACGGAUAUAAUACAUGAAUAAAUUGAAAUUUUAGCGUACUAUUUUAAGAUGAGAAAGUGUUAACAGACGCGCAAUUCUUCUUCAUACAGUUGGGCAAUACGUAUUAUGAAAAGUAUUCAGAUUAUACAAACAUAAAAACAAAAGAAAAUUAUAACUGAAUACAAAAUAUAACAUAUUUAUAUAGUAAGUUAAUGUUAAAUUAAAAUAUUGUAAUGGAAACAACAUGACAAGA